UAGCGUCAGAAUGAAGUGAAAGAGAAUGGGCUGGAAAGAAUGAAGGGUAUAAAGGGAGUCACCUAGCAAGUGAAUUACUCCUCCAGUUCACUCCUGAGAUAAGCCUCCUCUUUCAACACGAUGCUCAAGUCUGUCACAGAAAGCUUUGCCAGAGUGAUCCAUGGCUUGACAGUGGAGCACCUGACAGACCACGUCAUUCAGAGAAGCAAGAGAAUGAUUCUGGAUACUCUGGGUGUCGGCUUCCUGGGAACCAAUACAGAAGUGUUUCACAAAGCCAGUGAAUAUAGUAAGAUCUACAGUUCCAAUGUGGCCAGCACUGUUUGGGGUCAGCCAGACUUAAGGCUCCCGCCGACAUAUGCUGCUUUUGUGAACGGUGUGGCUAUUCACUCAAUGGAUUUUGAUGAUACAUGGCAUCCUGCCACCCACCCUUCUGGAGCGGUCCUUCCUGUCCUGCUGGCUUUAUCAGAAGCUCUGCCUCCAAGUCCAAAGUGUUCUGGCCUUGAUCUGCUCUUAGCUUUCAAUGUUGGGAUUGAAGUGCAAGGCCAAUUACUGUGUUUCUCCAAGGAAGCCAAUGACAUACCAAAGAGAUUCCAUCCCCCCUCAGUGGUAGGAACCUUGGGUAGUGCUGCUGCUACAUCCAAGUUUUUGGGCCUCAGCAUGACAAAGUGCCGAGAGGCCCUGGCUAUUGCUGUUUCUCAUGCCGGGGCACCCAUAGCAAACGCUGCCACUCAGACCAAGCCUCUUCAUAUCGGCAAUGCUGCCAGGCAUGGGAUGGAAGCCGCUUUUCUGGCAAUGCUGGGUCUCCAAGGAAACAGACAAAUCUUGGACAUGCAGACAGGGUUUGGGGCCUUCUAUGCCAACUAUUCCCCAAAAGUUCUUCCAAACCUAGAUUCCCACACUUGGCUGCUGGACCAGCAGGAUGUGGCCUUCAAGCGGUUCCCUGCACAUUUGGCCACCCACUGGGUGGCAGACGCAGCUGCAUCUGUGAGAAAGCACCUUGUAACAGACAGAGCCCUGCUUCCCAUUGACCGCAUUGCAAGAAUUGUGCUCAGAAUUCCAGAUGUCCAGUAUGUAAACAGGCCCUUCCCAGACUCAGAGCAUGAGGCUCGUCAUUCCUUCCAGUUUGUGGCCUGUGCCACACUGCUUGAUGGCGGCAUCACUGUCCCAUCAUUCCACAAAUGCCAGAUCAACAGGCCACAGGUGAGGGAGUUGCUCAGUAAGGUGGAGCUGGAGCAUCCUCAAGACAACCUGCCAAGCUUCAACACACUAUACUGUGAGAUAAGUGUCACUCUCAAUGAUGGAGCCACCUUCACAGAGCGCUCUGAUACCUUCUAUGGCCAUUGGAGGAAGCCAUUGAGCCAGGAGGACCUACGGGAGAAGUUCAGAGCCAAUGCUUCCAGCGUGCUGUCCUGUGAUACAGUAGAUAGACUUACAGAGAUGGUAGAGAACCUAGAAGACCUAGAAGACUGUUCUGUCCUAACCACUCUUCUGAAAGGACCGUCUUCACCAGAGAUGGUUUCAAAAUCUAUCUAGCAUCCAACAAUUUCAUCAGACAGUUUCUCCUGAGGCUUACCAACAUCUAAGUGACUUUAUAUUGGGGAAAAAUCAGUGAUUUGCUUUAUAGAGCAAGGGUUUACUAUCGCUCUGCCCAGGAACAAGUGAAGCAAGGUGGAGAGAGUCCAGAAACAGAAUUGGAUUUUUAUGGAAGGAGUCUUUUCCUAUAAAUUCUGCAAGACAGUUCCAAUUACCUGAAGAAAAAUAAUAAAUAUGCAAGAAACACAGAGAAAUUGAUUUUAUAAGUAUUCAUAAGGCUGAAAUUCAAGUCACCUCUGAUUUGCUUAUUAGGUUAAUCUUUACAGAGGAGUUCUUUAUGAACUUCAUGAACCUUAAGAUGUGGGAAGAAUUUGAACCUAUAAUGUAAAUUUGCUGACAGUUGACAAGGGCUCUGGCCUAUUGUGCCACCAACAUGUUUCUUGGACCAUGGUUUUUUACAAGCCCCCCACAGUAGAGGGGGUGCUAUUGGGUUUAAAUAUAAGGAAUUAGUGGGUACAAAUCCUGCCCCUACAACUUACUAGAUGUGACCCUAAGCGUGUUACUGGGUAGCCCUCUGCCUCAGUUUAAAGCAGAAAUAAAAAGCGGUAUAAAAAGUAAAACAGUUUGGCUCUGGAAGCCAUGCUGCUAACCACUACAAUAUACUGCGUUUUGUUACAAAAAAAUUUUUGAGAAAAAUAUGGACGAAGAGUUUGACAUGUAAUAAAGAACGACAGCAAAAAAUAUGUGGGUAAUUAAAUAACUAUUGACUUUGUAAAAUAAUAAAAAAUGUCUUAUGGGGUUAAAAAUUGCAACUUUAGCAAUACAUAUAAGCAGGGAGUUACUAUAAUUAAUGUGCUCUAAAUUCCUUAUGUCAUUCAAGAAAAGGGCAAAGCUAUUAACUGUAGACUUUGAUUUGUAAGUAUGCAUGUUGACAUUUCCAGGGUAACCAUUAUAAGACAACAGUAGAAUAUACCACUUCCAGGUUAACAGAGAGAGAAAUAUGGAAUUAGGAAAAAGAAAAUAAACCAAAGGAAGGCAAGAAAGGAGGCGGAAAAGAAAUAUAAGAAAGGUACAACAUAUAGAAUAUAAAAUGAUAGGAAAAAAUCCAAAUAUAUCUGUAAUUACAAGAAGAAUAAAUGGACUAAAUAGUUCAGUUAAAAAAUAUAGAGACUAUGUAUACGUAAAAAACAAUCUUUAACAAGUUUAUUAGCAUCUAAUUUACAAACCAUUAACUCAUCUAUCUUUUGUCCAAUUCAAUGAGUUUUAGUAAAUUUAUAGAGUUGUACAAACAUCAUCACCAUCCAGUUUUGGAGAACUUCUCUUCAUUUUUUUUAAAGAUUUUAUUUUUAUGUUUUAAAAAUUUAUUUUUAAGUAAUCUUAGGUAAUCAAACCCAUAACUCUGAGUUCAAGAGUCACGUGCUCUACCAACUAAGUGAGCCAGGAGCCCCGGGAGUACUUCUAUCAUGCCAAAAACAGAGAAACAAAUAAAAGCCUCAUGCUGGUCUGCAAUCAAUCCCUAUUCCCACCUCCAGCCUUAGCAACCAAUGAUCCAUUUUCUAUCUCUAUGGUUGUGUCUCCUUCAGACAUUUCAUAUAAAUGGAAUCAUACAAUAUGUGGUCUUAUGUGUCCAGUGUCUUUCACUUAGCAUAAUGGUUUUAGAUUUUUCCAUAUAUGUAUCGAUACUUUAUUCUCUUUCACUGCUGAGUAGCAUUCUGUUGUAUGGAUAUACUACAUUUAUUUACCCAUCCAGGAGCUGAUGGACAGCAUAUUGUUUCCAGUUUGGGUCUACUACGAAUAAUAUUUCUAUGAAUGUUCACAUGCAUGUCUUGGUGUGGACAUAUCUUUCCAUUCCUGUUAGGUAGAUACUUGCGAGUGGAAAUGCUGGGUCAUUUAGGAAGUACAUGUUUAACUUUAGAAAAAACUGUUCUUCAAAGCAGCUCUAUCACAUUACAUUUCCAUCAGUAAUGUGUGUGGGUUCCAGUUUUUCCAAAUCCUCACCAACUCUUGGAAUUGUCAGUCUUUUUUAUUUUAUCCUGUGUAGUGAGUACAUAAUGGUAUGUUGUGGCCUUAGUUUGCAUUUUCCAAAUGACUAACUCUUGCCUAUUUUUGACAAUUAUUUUAAUUAAGUUGUCUUCUUAUCAUUCAAUUGUAGGAAUUCUUUAUAUAUCCUGAGUAUAAGUUCUUUAUAGAUAUACGUUUUACAAAUAUUUUCUCCCAGUCUGUGGUUUGUCUUUUCAUGUUUUUAAUGGUCUCUUUUAAAGAGAAAAAGUUUUAAAUUUUGAUCAACUCCAUUUUAUCAUUUUAAAAAAUUUUACUAAAAAAAUAUAGAAAAUAAAAAAAAUUGUUAUUGUUCCUGCUUUUGGUGUCAUCAGGAGUCAUUUCUUAAAAAAUCCAGGGGCGCCUGUGUGGCUCAAUCGGUUAGCAGCUGACUUCAGCUCAGGUCAUGAACUCGUGGUUCGUGAGUUCAAGCCCCACGUUGGACUCCGACUGCUGAGCUGGGCUGCUGACAGCUCAGAAGCCUGGAGUCUGAUUCAGAUUCUGUGUCUCCCUCUCUCUCUGCCCCUCCCCCACUCACACUCUGUCUCUGUCUCUGUCUCUGUCUCUCUCUAAAAAUAAAUAAACAUUAAAAAAUAAUAACAAAAUUAAAAAACCAGUUAUAUAAGUUAUUUAAGACUCAUGAGGAUGCAGAAAAGUUCAAAGUAAAAAAGUCAGGGAAAUAUCGAUGGAACACUAACAAAAGCAAGCUGGAAUAAAUAAAUGUUAAUAUUAAACAAAAUAGAACUCAAGCAAAAAGCAGUCAGUUAAGCAUCCAACUCUUGGUUUUGGUUCAGGUCAUGAUCUCGUGGUUUCAUGAGUUUGAGCCCCACAUCAGGCUCUGCACAGGCAGCACAGAGCCUGCUUGGGAUUCUCUCUCUCUCCCUCUCUCUCUGCCCCUUCUCCACUGGUGCUGUCUCUGUCUCUCUCAAAAUAAAUAAAUAAACUUAAAACAAUAAACAAAGAAAAGAAAAUAUAAUAUAAAAUAAAAUAAAUUAAAUUAAAUUAAAUUAAAUUAAAUUAAAUUAAAAUCUCACAAGAACAUUUAUGGGGCGCCUGGGUGGCUCAGUCAGUUAAGCGACCAACUUUGGCUCAGGUAAUGAUCUCACAGUUUGUGGGUUCGAGCCCUGCAUUGUACUCGCUGCUGUCAGUUCAGAGCUUGCUUUGGAUCCUCUGUUCCCCCCUCUCUCUGCAUACCCCCACUCUCACAUGCUCUAUCUCUCUCUCUCAAAAAUAAACAUUUAAGAAAAUUAAAAAUAAAAAUCUCACAGAACAUUUACAAAAAAGGACCAUAUACUGAGCCAUAAAGCAAGUCUUAACAACUUUUUAAAGGACUGGAAGAUAUAGAUCAUUUUCUCUAAUCACAAUGAAAUUUAAGUUCCAUAUUAAAAAAAAAAAGGUUAGACAAGACUGAAAUGUUUAGAAAUAAAAAUUCCUUGAAAUAACUUGGGUCACAGAAGAAAUGAUCACAAAAAUUAUAAAACAUCUAGAACCUACCAAUAACAAAACCGCAUAUAUCAAAAUUUGUAGGCCUUACCUAAAACAGUACUUAUAAGUGUGUAAAUUUUCUAUGGCUGGCUCUGUAUCAUUUGGAUUAUGCUGUUCCAUAGGACAUAUCCUGUAACUAAUUAAUUUGUCUGAACAUGGUAAAUAAAACAGGAGAUCAAAGUCGUGGUUUCUACUGUGGCCUUCAGAUAAAAUUUAAUUAUCCCGUCUUUAUACACCAGAAAUUUCUAGGGGCAAGAUCUAAGGGCUAGUAAUAAUAUCCUCAGAUAAUCCCUGUUAAAAACAAGACAAUAGGCCCCAAGUGGAGUCCUUAUGCUAAGUCCCACAUCAGUAAAAUGAGAUAUACUUACAGUUU
Acinonyx jubatus (cheetah) is the source of this 5428-nucleotide messenger RNA. It is a transcript of the gene ACOD1, whose product is annotated as aconitate decarboxylase 1. The coding region runs from base 121 to 1533 and encodes 470 amino acids. NCBI's taxonomy places the organism in Eukaryota, Metazoa, Chordata, Mammalia, Carnivora, Felidae. The record is from RefSeq and is a predicted model, not a curated record. Gene Ontology annotation, molecular function: lyase activity. The transcript has 5 exons.